Molecule: messenger RNA, 1611 nt
Organism: Jaculus jaculus (lesser Egyptian jerboa)
Lineage: Eukaryota; Metazoa; Chordata; Mammalia; Rodentia; Dipodidae
Gene: Znf385d
Product: zinc finger protein 385D
Exons: 9
Coding region: 31-1503 (490 amino acids)
Cellular component (GO): nucleus
Molecular function (GO): zinc ion binding; nucleic acid binding
Source: RefSeq, a predicted model, not a curated record
CCGGGGCGCCGCGUGGCCGCCAGCAGGAGGAUGAAAAGCGCGGCGGGAGGAAGGCGAGAAAAGCUCUCCGGGACACCGAAAGCUCAGGCCCGCGGAAGAGAUCUCACCUGUACUCAAGAUGGGGAGAGUAAGACUGAAUUCAUGCCCGAGGAGUUUGAAGAGAAAGCAGAAAGAGAGAAGAGACACCCCAACUUCACGCUGUGCACCGUGUGCAACAUCCAGCUGAACUCGGCUGCCCAAGCGCAGAUCCACUACAACGGCAAAUCCCAUCAGAAGAGACUGAAACAACUCAGCCAUGAGAUGCUGAAGAGCGACAACGGUGGUACUUGCCAGAGUCCUGCUCUCCCAGCCCUGGUCCGUCCAACAGCCCCUCCUUUGCAGCCGUCGCUGGACCUUAAACCCUUUCUGCCCUUUCCUCUUGACACUGCAGCUGCAGUCAACCUCUUCCCCAAUUUUAACGCGAUGGACCCUAUUCAGAAAGCUGUAAUAAAUCAUACAUUUGGGGUUCCUCUUCCCCAUCGAAGAAAGCAAAUCAUAUCAUGCAACAUUUGCCAGUUGAGAUUUAAUUCUGAUAGCCAGGCUGCUGCCCACUAUAAAGGCACGAAACACGCCAAGAAGCUCAAAGCGCUGGAAGCCAUGAAAAAUAAGCAGAAAUGUGCCACUGCCAAGGAGACCCCAAAGGCCACCUUCACCUCCAUCACUACCAAUACCAUCAAUACCAGCUCUGACAAAACAGACAGUACUGCAGGGACUCCAGCCACGCCGCCGCCGCCGACAGUGACGACGACCACAGGUGUGGACGUGCGCAAGAGCAGCGCUAUGACCACUGAGGUCACCUCGAAAGCGGACAAAAGCCCCACGGCCGCCGCUGCCAACAGCUCAUGUCCUUCCACAGAGACAGAGGAAGAAAAGGCCAAGAGGCUUCUCUACUGCUCCCUGUGCAAGGUGGCCGUGAACUCGGCCUCGCAGCUAGAGGCGCACAACAGUGGUACUAAGCACAAAACCAUGCUAGAAGCCCGAAACGGAAGUGGGACUAUCAAAGCCUUUCCCAGAGCUGGAGUGAAGAGCAAAGGACCUGUCACCAAGGGAAACACGGGUCUCCAAAACAAGACAUUUCACUGUGAAAUCUGUGAUGUGCAUGUGAACUCAGAAACUCAACUCAAACAGCACAUCAGCAGUAGAAGACACAAAGACAGAGCUGCUGGGAAGCCCCCGAAACCCAAGUACAGUCCUUACAACAAAUUGCAGAAGGCGGCGCAUCCGCUGGGGGUAAAGUUAGUAUUUUCAAAAGAACCUUCCAAGCCAUUGGCUCCCAGGAUUCUUCCAAACCCCCUGGCGGCGGCGGCGGCGGCGGCGGCGGCGGCCGCGAACUCCCCCUUCAGUCUGCGAACUGCUCCGGCCGCCGCGCUCUUCCAGACCCCCGCGCUCCCGCCCGCGCUCCUGAGGCCAGCUCCCGGGCCCAUUCGGACCGCCCACACUCCUGUCCUCUUUGCGCCCUACUGAACGCCGAGCAGGAGGGGUCAUUGUACUGCAAUAAUUUUUGGAAACAAACAAACAAACAAAAGAGAACUAUGCAGUGUUUAUUUAUAGUUUAAAGUAUAUCUGAAGAGC